Messenger RNA from Momordica charantia (bitter melon), 1416 nucleotides. The record is from RefSeq and is a predicted model, not a curated record. Lineage: Eukaryota; Viridiplantae; Streptophyta; Magnoliopsida; Cucurbitales; Cucurbitaceae.
ACUUGUGUUGCUUGUUCCUACGAACCAACUCUAAGUCAAACAUGCAUAAUUUUGAAGUUUUUGGAGUUUCUAUAAAUAGAGCAUAAACUUUGGAGUUUCUAUAAAUUAAACACCAAAAAGAAGUGCAUUAUAUGGUAUUAACUGUCAAUUCUUUUAAUUAUUUCUUAGCCAUGUUUUAUAUAAUCUCAAGAUCCCUCUUAUUUAGAUGCGGCGUGAGUUUAUUUACCUAUGGUUCRGGAGUCACAAAGGCAGAUUUUGUGAGGACAUUUGAAAGGCAGAAGAGAGCGGGGAAAGAAAUGGGAUUUGUGAAAACACAGAUGGAUUUGGAUGGGACAAUGAAGCUUGCCCAUCAGACAGUGAAAACACAGGUCAAAGAGGUCGUUAUGGGACAUGUGGCGGAUCRAAUUUGGGAGUUGCAGAAGGACCACUUAGAACCAGGGGAGAUGCACCCAUAUUGAAAGAGAAAAGAGGGGGAGAGAACUAAAUGUGGGCACAUGGAGAUGGAGAAUCAUUGAUUUGCACCGUCAUUUUUGGGGCUUAUAAAUUGGCUUGAGCUGUUUCAAUUCUUGUGUCUGAUAUCUUCACGCGGAGAAAGCUCCAAGUUUUAUGUACUAUGGAGAAMAAGAAGCAAGUGGCUGCCUCUUCAUCUUCAAGUUUGGAUCAUCUUUUUGGUCCCAUGGACUCAAAUUCUGCUUCUUCAACAUCCACAGCUGGAUAUUUUGGCUCUAUUUUCCCACCACCGGUGGUGGAGAGGGAGAGAAAACAGGAUGUUGGAAAUCGAGYUGGCACUUGCAAUGUUGGGAAUCCAGAUAAUGCUUCUUUAAAUGGCAAAAAUGGAACCGGUGGUGCAACUGGGAAAGAUGCAAGCUCCAUGUAUCAGAAUGAAACUAUGGGACCAAGUUACUUUAGUUCCUCCAUCCUUUAUGGUGGCCAAGAAAAUUACUCCCCAAGAACCAAGGCCUCAGAAUCCCACCAUAAUUUUAAAAAAGAAGGGAAAGACGACGAAGUAAACGGAGGCAAUCCUAACUCUGCUUCAAGAGGAAACUGGUGGGAGGGUUCUCUUUAUUACUAACACUCCAAUUAUAAUGGGGUUCCCCUCCCAUUUUGCAUAGGAUCUGGUGACAGUAUAAUCUACAUUACAUUAUCAGGAACAAGUUAAGCUACCAUAGUAAUAAAAAGUAGAGUUUGAAGAGGUCUGCAAGGUUAUGGUCAAAGAAUGAAGCUGUAUGGUUCAUUUUGUUCCAUUUAGUCAAUUUUGGGAGGUCGUAUGCCGUAUGGUUCCCACACUAGCCUUCCCCAUACACUCUAUGAACAUAAAGCAUUCGCCACAAUUAAAAAGAUUGCCAGAAAACUGAUGAUCUUGUGAGAAUCUUCCAUAAUAUAUCUUCAAUGGGAUGAUGAAACAUCUUUCUUUCA